Papaver somniferum (opium poppy) is the source of this 843-nucleotide messenger RNA. RefSeq lists its product as uncharacterized. Lineage: Eukaryota; Viridiplantae; Streptophyta; Magnoliopsida; Ranunculales; Papaveraceae. The coding region runs from base 1 to 843 and encodes 280 amino acids. The transcript has 3 exons. The record is from RefSeq and is a predicted model, not a curated record.
AUGUAUGGGACAAAGAAGUUCAAAGGUUGGUUUGCUUUGCCUCGUCCACUUCUUUUGAGAAUUUUAGAGCAAGUUUGUGAUUAUGACCAUGAUUUUCGCCAAAAAACGGAUGCUUGCGGUAUUCCUGGUCAUAGUCCAUAUAUGAAAAUGGUUGCCGUCAUGAAAUAUUUUGCCAAAGGCAUUGCACCGGAUUCCUUAGAUGAUUACACACAAAUGGGAGCCACCACUAUCUACUAUUAUGCUAUGAAGUUUAUGGAUGCAAUUAUUUGGCUUUAUAAUGGUCGAUACAUGCGUCAACCUACCGCUCAAGAUAUGGAAAGGAUUUUAACAGAAAAUGAAGCUCGGGGAUUUCCUGGUAUGCUUGGUAGUGUCGAUUGUUUUCACUGGGCAUGGAGAGCAUGUCAUAUGGAUCAAGCAGGUUCCCACAGCGGCUAUAAUCCAUAUCCCUCGAACAAUGAUCUCAAUGUCUUGCAUGCUUCAUGUUUGUUCGAUAGACAACUUAAUGGUGCAUCACCUCCUUGUCAUUAUCAAAUCAAUGGAAGGAAUUAUGAGCAGGGGUACUACCUAGGAGAUGGUGCAUAUCCCAUGUAUGGUUGCAUCGUGCAAGCAUACAAACCCGCCUCAAACAAUAGAGAAGCUCUUUUCAAUCAAUACCAAGAAGCAAAAAGGAAGGACAUAGAACGUGCAUUUGGUGGUCUUAAAGGCUUGAGAGAUGGUGAUAUUCCGAACAUGGUUAUGGAUGAUGCCUUGCCGGAAGUUGAUGAGGGUACAACCGACGUGGACACCGAUGAAGACCAAUAUGACCCUCAAGAAGAUGGUGCAUUUUAUGAUAAUGGAGAGUAA